AUCUCCGAUUUUCAACCCAUGCUUGAUUAUAGUCUCUUAUAAAUCACACCGCACAAGUUGUGAAUAGCAAUGAAGACAACGAGAAGGAAAAAUACAUAUUCUGCAAAUUGAGUGUGAACUAGUGAGUUAAGAAAAAAAUCCAGAGAAUUUGUGUGUGUGUGGUGAAAAGAAAAUUUUAUUUGUGAAGUUGUAAAACAAAAGCUUGAGCUGUCCUGCUUGCACAUUUUUAGCAGAAGGGGAAGCACGAAGCCUGUUCUCAGUUCUCACAAUAUAUACCUGCGAAGUCUUUUCGGCCAAGAUUACAGAUGAACAGCAAAGAUAAACUUGAUGUUAAAGACAUAGCAAAGUCUUUAAACGAUGAUUUGGCAAUCUUGCAACCUUUAUCUGAUGAGUGUUGUAUCUAUCGAGCUCCAGAGAGAGUACGGAAAUUAUAUGAGGAGUCGUAUACACCUCAAUUAGAAUCUAUAGGCCCUCUUCAUCAUGGCAAGGAAAAGCUGAAAGCAAUGGAGGAGCAUAAAAGGAGGUAUCUGCUUGAUUUUCUUCAAUGGAGCGAUUCAAGCUUGGUGAAUCUUAUUACAUAUAUAAAGCAAAAUGAAAGAAGACUGCGUAAUUGCUAUGCAGAAACCAUUGAAUACGGGAGUGAGAAAUUUGUGAAAAUGAUGUCGCUAGAUGCCACAUUCAUCAUCAUGCUCUUAUUGAAAAACCAUUGCCCACAAUUGCGAAGCAACAAUAUUGAUCGUAUAUUUUACAAACCCAAAAUGAUUUCUUAUCUAUGGUAUGACAUAAUUUUGCUUGAAAAUCAGGUUCCAUUCUUCAUUCUUGAGGAAUUGUUUAAGUUCUCUAAUAAAGCUGAACUUGUUGAGGGGCUCUCCAUGAUUAAGCUCACACGUAGUUUCUUUGAAGGUUGUAUGGGUUACUGGGUGACAAAUGACGAGGAAAAAGAUUUCUCUCAAGUAAAACACUUUAUUGACUUUCUUAGAAUUUGUCAGCUUCCACAAAAGAAGAAGCAGGAAGGGAGUAUAAAUAAAUUAGUGAUGCCAACAGCGACAGAACUUCACCACGCUGGGGUCAAGUUUGAGAUGCAUCCAAGUCGAAACAAACUGGACAUAGAAUUUGAUAAAGGGAUUCUGAAAAUUCCACAUAUUACAAUGAGUCAUGAAGUAGAACUUUUGUUGAGAAAUGUCCUGACCUUUGAGUGUUGCCAUUUUGAUAACCUGUAUUUUAAUGACUACAUUCUCUUGGUUUCAAAGCUUUUGAUAUCUGGCAAUGAUGUGGAAAUACUAGAUCGAGGUGGGAUUAUAGACAAUCGCCAGGAGAACAACGAAGCAGUGGCAUCUUUUUUACGCAACACUAUAUGUUAUGUCAACCCUAAUAUGUUCUACUUUUCUGAUGUUGUUGAAGAUCUCAAUUCUUAUGAGAAAAGCAUAUGGCACAGGUGGAACGCCAAAUUGAGACAAAAUUAUUUCAACACUCCAUGGACUGGAAUUUCUGUUGUUGCAGCUGGUAUUCUCCUCAUACUCACAAUAAUACAAACAGCGUGUUCAAUCCUUCAAAUAAUCUAGGCUUAAGGCUUUAAUUAGCUAUCAUUUCAAUUGCUCUGAGUGAAUUUUUUGGUUUGCUGAUUUUGUACGGUGUAUAUCAAUGUUUGUUUAUAAUAUCGUGGUGUCUUGUUCUUUCUAGAUAUGAAUCAUGUAUCAAUUACA
Molecule: messenger RNA, 1703 nt
Organism: Hevea brasiliensis (rubber tree)
Lineage: Eukaryota; Viridiplantae; Streptophyta; Magnoliopsida; Malpighiales; Euphorbiaceae
Product: UPF0481 protein At3g47200-like
Exons: 2
Coding region: 306-1562 (418 amino acids)
Source: RefSeq, a predicted model, not a curated record